AUGAAAGUAACCUUCGCAAAAUUGACCAAGUUGUUCGCGACUACUGGGCCGAAGAAAGACGUAUGGCAGCGCAAAGAAGAAGGAGAGGAAAUUGAGAUUGUUGUCACCGGUUUGGGACUUGAAACGGAGCUGAGGCUGGGGCUUCCUGGAGGCGGCCGCGGCGGCGACGAGGUGGAGAUGAAUGAGAUUAAGAGAGUGUUUUCGGAUGUCUCUAGCGCCGGUGGCAGCAACGGGGAGGAGGAGGGGAAGUUAGAGGCGGUGGGAAGUAAGAAUCAAGUUGUGGGGUGGCCGCCGGUAGCGGCUUAUCGGAGGAAAAAUAACUUCGGUUGGACUAAGAUGUAA
Molecule: messenger RNA, 342 nt
Organism: Striga hermonthica
Lineage: Eukaryota; Viridiplantae; Streptophyta; Magnoliopsida; Lamiales; Orobanchaceae
Source: the annotation of a GenBank genome assembly